GGGAGCUUGCUGGGGAUAUUUUUUUUGUAGGCGGAACUCUCUCGGCUGUUCCUUACACCUUGAGGGAAAGUGGCUGGAGUACUGCUGUGUGUGUGCGUGUGUUUGUGUGUGCGUCUGCAAGAUGCACACACACAGUCUAACUGGAGAGUGAAAUGAACUGCAUACGCAACUUGGGAUUGCAAAGUGUUUGGUAGAAAGCUGAACCUGAAUCUACAAGCAGUUUCUUCGCCUGGAAAAAAAAGGAAAAAAAAAUCAAGGGAUUUUUCAGCGUUGCUGUAAACAUUUACAGUACCAAGUUUAUUUUCCAAAUAUUCCUGGAGUGAGCUACUGCAAGGAAAGGAGAAACAGAGAGCAGUGUUUGUGUGUGUGUUCGCCCGUGGUCUCUCUCUCUCUCUCUCUCUCUCUCUCUCCCACAACUCGACUCGCCUCUGCCGGGAGAGGAGAGCAGCAGUUGGGGAUGAUUCGGUCCCGGUCACCCGGCCUGACGGCUCUCCGCCUACUUCUCUGUACCCUCGGCCUCUGUCACGCAGGUAAGUGCAACAUGCUUUAUCUUCCUAGAGCUUGCUAUGUGCUGUGGUAAUGAGAUAGCAAGGGAUUAGCUGGAGGAUUGCAAGCCGCAUACUGAGCUGAAUUCCCCUGGGAUUGUGGAGCAGACGAGUAUCUGGACAACUACUUGGGACUGACUAUGGUGAUGUGCUUCCUGAUUCCUUUCCGUCAUCAGCCGCUGAGCCUCUGCCAAGAUUUCUGGUGGAGCCCGAUGAUGCCUAUAUUGUGAAAAACAAGCCGGUGAUGAUGACAUGCAUGGCCACCCCAGCAACGCAGAUCUACUUCAAAUGCAAUGGUGACUGGGUGCAUCAGAAGGAUCACAUGACUGAAGAGAACAUGGAUGAGGUCACAGGCUUGGUGGUUCGAGAGGUUCACAUUGAGGUGUCCCGUCAGCAAGUGGAAGAACUAUUUGGUCUGGAAGACUUCUGGUGCCAGUGUGUUGCCUGGAGUGCCUCAGGCACAACCAAGAGCAGAAGAGCCUAUGUUCGCAUUGCUUAUCUGAGGAAGAACUUUGAGCAAGAGCCACUGGGAACAGAUGUGGCCCUGGAAAAUGAGGUCCUUCUUCAAUGUCGCCCACCAGAAGGGGUUCCACUGGCAGAGGUGGAAUGGCUGAAGAAUGAUGAUGUCAUCAGUCCGAUUGAAGACACCAACUUCCUCAUCACCGUUGACCACAACCUGAUCAUCAAACAAGCUCGCCUCUCCGACACGGCAAACUACACAUGCGUAGCCAAAAAUAUUGUUGCCAAGCGCCGCAGUACCACAGCCACCGUCGUUGUGUACGUGAAUGGAGGCUGGUCCACUUGGACAGAGUGGUCUUCGUGUAACAAUCGCUGCGGGCGAGGCUGGCAGAAACGGACAAGGUCGUGCACCAACCCGACACCACUCAACGGUGGUGCCUUCUGCGAGGGGCAAACCUUUCAAAAGAUCGCAUGCACCACCAUGUGCCCAGUCGACGGGGGCUGGACGAGCUGGAGCAAAUGGUCGGCCUGCAGUACCGAAUGUACCCACUGGAGGAGCCGCGAGUGCACUGACCCAUCACCCAAAAACGGGGGGAAGGACUGCAUCGGCCUAGUACUGGAGUCCAAAAACUGCACAGAUGGGCUCUGCGUGCAAAAUAAAAAGCUAUUAAGUGAACCAAUAAACCCUACCGCGGAUUCCACUGCUGAUGUGGCCUUGUACGCGGGUCUGGUUGUUGCCGUGUUCAUCUUCGUGGUUAUAAUGCUGGUGCUCGGCAUCAUCGUGUACAAGAGGAGCUGCCGUGACUUUGACACGGACAUCACCGACUCCUCCGCUGCGUUGACCGGAGGCUUCCAGCCCGUCAACUUCAAAAAGGCCAGGCAGGACAACUCCCAGUUGCUGAGCUCAUCGAUCCAGCCAGACCUGACGGCCAACGCCGGCUCGUACCGAGGCCCUAUGUAUACGCUGCAGGAUACAGCCGACAAGAUACCGAUGACCAACUCCCCACUCUUGGAUGCCUUGCCCAGCCUGAAGAUCAAGGUGUACAAUUCUUCGAUGCCCUCCUCCAUGCUGGUGGGUGGAGUGGAGUCCUCCGGAACCGGAGCGCCAGGGACUUACCCAGGGGGCAACAGCAGAGACAACAACGUCGUUAUGAACCUGAGGAACAAGGCACUGAGCUCACAACAUCUGGGCACCUUGCCCAGGGAUCCGGGAUACUGUGCCAGUGGGACCUUCGGCUGUUUGGGUGGACGACUAACAGUGCCCAAUUCAGGGGUCAGUCUUUUGGUACCUCAGGGAGCGAUUCCACAGGGCAAGUUCUACGAAAUGUACUUGAUCAUCAACAAAAGAGAAAAUACACUACCCCCAUCCGAAGGCUCGCAGACAGUCCUGAGUCCUAUGGUGACUUGUGGUCCAACUGGGAUGCUAUUGUGCCGUCCUGUUGUUCUCAGCAUUACCCACUGCGCAGACGUCUCCGGACCAGACUGGACCAUUAAACUCAAGACGCAAACUCAUCAAGCUGUCUGGGAGGAAGUGGUGACGCUGGAGGAAGAGAACUUAAAUACACCCUGCUACUGCCAGCUGGACUCGCAGUAUUGCCACAUCCUGCUGGACCAACUGGGAACGUACGCACUUGUUGGGGAAUCGAACUCCAGGUCGGCCAUUAAGAGGCUGCAGCUGGCCAUAUUCGCACCGAUCUCAUGUACAUCUCUGGAGUACAGCCUUAAAGUAUACUGUGUGGAGGAUACCCCUGAUGCCCUGAAGGAGGUGCUGGAGCUGGAGAGGACUCUGGGUAGUUACCUACUGGAAGAACCCAAAAGCCUGCUGUUCAAAGACAGUUACCACAACCUGCGGCUUUCCAUCCACGACAUUCCCCACUCUCUCUGGAGAAGCAAGCUGCUUGCCAAGUAUCAGGAGAUUCCAUUUUACCACAUCUGGAGUGGAACUCAGAGAGCACUGCACUGCACCUUCUCACUGGAGAGGUACAGUAUGGCAUCGACUGAAUUCUCCUGCAAAAUUUGUGUCCGACAAGUGGAGGGAGAGGGACAGAUAUUCCAAGUGCAUACAGUCAUCGAGGAGAACGCCAAAUGUGUCAGCCCCCUCCACAUGCAGGUUGGUGUCAGUGUGACCACCCAGGUAGGCCCUUAUGCCUUUAAGAUUCCGUACUCCAUCAGGCAGAAGAUCUGCACUAACUUGGAUGCACCAAAUACCCGGGGCAAUGACUGGAGGCUGCUGGCUCAGAAGCUGGGAGUUGACAGGUUUCUCACCUACUUUGCUACAAAAGUUAGCCCAACUGGAGUCAUCUUAGAUCUGUGGGAAGCCCAACAUCAGGACGACGGAGACAUCAAUUCCCUCGCCAGUGUCCUGGAGGAGAUGGGCAAGAGCGACAUGAUGGUAGUCAUGACAUCAGAAGAAUGCUGAAACACAAAAAUUCUUGGCAACCGUGUGAUGAAACCCUUGCAUCUAUGGCAACUUGUUGUAGAAAUCAGUUUGCUGCUCACCUGAGCACCUGGCAAAUUAGGAAAGUAGUGAUUUACAGAAGAGAGCAGUGCUUGUCAUGUUCAAUCUAGAUGAAGCCUCUCUCCUAUCCAAAGCUUUGGGCAGCUUGUAAAAGGUUAACAGUUUCUUAGGAAACGCAUUUAAUUUAUUAUCCAUAUCUUUGGAUGCUUUUUUGUUUGCUCCUAUAUUGAAACUUUGUAAGAACCCACAGAGUUGUUUACAUAUAUGGCAGAUGUAGACAUCACUCAAAUCUGAAUGCAUAUGUUGUACAAGAGAGAUCCAGCUGAACAAUCAUAGGUGUUUAGGAAGAGGAGAAUGAUUCAUAGAUGCAGGCAGGCAGUGGUGUCACGGGACCAUUCACUUGCAAUUUAUUACCCUGUGGCAAAGGAAAAUUCAUUUCUUCAAGUUCGGAAGCAAACUUUGCCCAAAUCACUGUGGGUUUCUCCCAGCCACUUUGGCAGAACACAAAUCCACAAAUCAAAGCUAAGGCAAAUUCAAAGUCAGUCUCUCUCUCUCUCUGUCUCUCUCUCUUUUACCCUCUCCCUCUCUCCCCCUCUCCCUCUCUCUCCCUUUUCCUCUCUCUCCCUUUUCCUCUCUCUCUCUCUCUCUCUCUCUCUCUCUCACAUUGUCAGUGACAAAA
Molecule: messenger RNA, 4141 nt
Organism: Mobula hypostoma (lesser devil ray)
Lineage: Eukaryota; Metazoa; Chordata; Chondrichthyes; Myliobatiformes; Myliobatidae
Gene: unc5b
Product: unc-5 netrin receptor B
Exons: 18
Coding region: 790-3423 (877 amino acids)
Biological process (GO): netrin-activated signaling pathway; anterior/posterior axon guidance
Cellular component (GO): membrane
Molecular function (GO): netrin receptor activity; protein binding
Source: RefSeq, a predicted model, not a curated record